UAUUUGGCCCUAAUUCUUAAUAAAUACAUGUCUUUAUAUAGAAUUUAAAGUCUAAAAAAGGUUUCUUUCAGAAUGGAAAAGUAGAAGCUGAAAGAGGGAAAACUCUCUCGGUUCUCGCAGCCAUGGCGUCUGAGCUCCAUGAAGCCAUUUUUAUGGCCAAGCAAGAGCGACACAAGAAUCUCUUCCUGAACUACAGAAACCUCAACAAUUUCCCCGUGGAGCUCCUCAAAGAUGAAGGGAUGCAGUUCCUGGAGCGUCUCUUCAUGAAGAGGAACUCCCUCACAGCUCUUCCAGACAGUCUGGCUCAGAAACUUCCCAACCUGAUAGAAUUAUACCUGCACUCAAACAAUAUUGCGAUAAUUCCUCAAGCAAUUGGCAACUUAGUGAAGCUGCAGUCAUUGGACCUGAGUGACAACGCUCUUCAGGUCAUCUGUCCAGAGAUUGGUCAGCUGCGCUCAUUACGACAUCUGCGAUUGGCCAACAAUCAACUGAAAUUUCUCCCGCAAGAUCUGGGGCGCUCCAUGGAGCUGCAGUUUGUCUUUGUGGACAACAACGCUCAUCUGAAGGGACUCCCGUCGUAUCUUUAUAACAAAGUCAUCGGCUGCAGUGGAUGUGGUCUAGCUGCGCAGAUCUCUGACGUGAAGCAGCUCUGUUUGACACUGGGAGAUAUGACUGUUCCUCUGCCCUCUGAAGUGAAGGCCAUCGGCUCUGAGACUGACCAUGUGUUGCCUCUGGAAGAGCUGGCGUGCAGAGUCCUACAUGCCGCCAACAACAGGACCAGUAAGGAUGUGAAGUUCCUGACACCAUUCCUGUUGCCCAGGAGUCUGCUAGAUGUGGUCCAGUGGCCUCUGGGUCAUUGUCACCGCUGCAGUCAGCCCAUGUUCACCAUCGUCUACCCUAAACUGUUUCCUCUCAGAGAGACUGCACUCGCAGGAGUGCACAAGAGAGCCACUGUAAGUUUUGUAGCGUACUGCUGUUCAAGCCAUUGUCUGAGGACGUUUAACCUGCAGGGCUGACAUCUCACACACGCUAACGAAGGACUUGAAGAAUAUCACAGGAGACUUUAUGAAGAACUGAUACAGUACCUGUCUGAGCUUCAGAAACAUUUAACAGCCCACUGUCCUGAAGAUCUUCACGAUCUUCUUCUGUGUGUAGCAUCUUUUAACAAAAAGAAUGUGACAAAGUGUUUUUCAAUCAAUUGCCUGUACAAACAAUAAAAUAUUGUUUGAGUUGGGAUUAUUACAGUUUAUUGUAACCAAAACAUUUGUUCUGUGUUUUAAUGAUUGGCAACUUGAUGUACUGAAAACUGAUGAGUUUUAGGUGAGAAAUUGAUUUUUUUUGUUUCCAUUUGAAAGGAAAAUAGAAUUGUUUUUCGAGAUCCCUUUAAUGAAAAUAUUACUGAAAUGUCAUGUUUCUUUAAAAAAGUACUACGAGUUCGUAUCUCACUGUUGUUUUUAACCAUGAUACAAUACGUUAAAAGUGGCUUUUUACAGAUAAACGUGUGUAUUUCAAUCCGAGGCUCAUUAACAAGUGUGUGUCUGCUGUUGAAAGUGACCAGCACUCAUUAGCUUAAAGAAAAUCAGGUGUGUUGAUCAUAUGUUAUGACUUUUGAAUGUGAAAAACAUGCAGUUGAUUGUUCUCAUUGAAGGCAGCUUCAAGGGAUUGUUGGAUUAUUGUGUGAGAUAAUAUUUUCAAAAGACUGAGACACGUGAAUAGUGGAGAUUUGAAGAUACCACACUACAUCUGUGUCAGUGUGCCAUCAUUGUUCAGCUUUCAGUAUUUAGAAUAUUUUUUGUCCCUUUAAUCUGAUGUGAGCAAGAGGAUGACUUUGAGUUAAUGUGUCGAUGUUACUGUUACAGUUGACAUAAAGCAGCCAGGUCUUCUAGGACAAGUUCAGCUGAACUUUUUACAUGUUACAAUGUUCUUAUUGUUUCAUUGGCACUUAUAACUGGAUAACUGAGCUGAAUGUUUUGCAAUAAUAACAAUGUUUAAAACAUAUUGUAUUGUUAUUUCAAAUGUGUGCUUAAGUGAAAUGUAAUUCAUAUUGAGCUAUUUUGAAUUAAAUGUAGCUGUCUUUACAUUGUGAAGCUGCUUCUGGUGCAUCAUAAAUACACAGAAUCACAACAUUG
Cyprinus carpio (common carp) is the source of this 2129-nucleotide messenger RNA. Its product is annotated as leucine-rich repeat-containing protein 28. Bases 123 to 1016 code for a protein of 297 amino acids. The record is from RefSeq and is a predicted model, not a curated record. Gene Ontology annotation, molecular function: protein binding. Lineage: Eukaryota; Metazoa; Chordata; Actinopteri; Cypriniformes; Cyprinidae. The transcript has 8 exons.